Molecule: messenger RNA, 845 nt
Organism: Neurospora tetraspora
Lineage: Eukaryota; Fungi; Ascomycota; Sordariomycetes; Sordariales; Sordariaceae
Exons: 2
Coding region: 137-838 (233 amino acids)
Source: RefSeq, a predicted model, not a curated record
AAGUUCCGUCUUCUUCCUUCAGCGACCCAGAAAACAUCAAUUCUUGAGUUGAAUGUUCACGAAUGUAUCUCGAAACUUGUUGAUGGCUUGAAGCAGAUCACGGGUUCAGCCUUCUACGCUGGAUAUCGUCCCCCACAUGGGUCAUGCACAUAAGCUCAUGAACUUUAUGUUCACUCCCAUUCUCGUUUUCGUUCCAUUCUUCCAUUUCAACCAAACCACCAUGAUGGAAGCUCAAACCUCUGCUGCGCCCCGUCUACCCCCAACUCGGCCCUCUCCACACCUGGCCCUAUCUCAUGUGGCGGACAAUUCCUCUCUUCGAUUAUUCUCCGGCGUGGAACUGCUACCGACGGAAUCCUUGCCAUUUUGCCGCCUUUUCCUCCAAAAGAAAAAUCCCAGCCCUAAGAGGGCAAUAGCUCCCACGGCAACGCCGGCGCCUAUUCCAGCUGAUGCGGCAUUGCUGAGUCCUCCUCCUUUCCUUGCACUUGUUUCCUCUGUGGCCCCCGUCGGCUGCGGCAACCCUCCGUCUGUUGCAUUGGCAUCCGACGUUGAAGCACUAGGGGAGGUAGUUGUGCUCAAUGUAGAAGCCGUUGAUGCUGAUGAUGUCGCGGUUAGUGCCGAAGAAGAUGCGGUUGCCGUUGACGAAAAACCCGGUGCCGUUGACGAAAAACCCGGUGCCGUCGACGAAGUCGUGGCUGACACCAACGAUGUUGUGUUUAAGCUUCAUGAAGUUGUCGAGCCAGCCUCAUUACUGGUGGAUAUCGCUUCCGUUGUCGUUGUCGAGGUUAAUGUAGACAACGAAGUUCUCGUACUGGUAGUUGCCGUGGGAAGAGCUCCAUAGGUCCCGG